Molecule: messenger RNA, 929 nt
Organism: Zingiber officinale
Lineage: Eukaryota; Viridiplantae; Streptophyta; Magnoliopsida; Zingiberales; Zingiberaceae
Product: thioredoxin-like protein slr0233
Exons: 5
Coding region: 86-598 (170 amino acids)
Cellular component (GO): cytoplasm
Molecular function (GO): protein-disulfide reductase activity; oxidoreductase activity, acting on a sulfur group of donors, disulfide as acceptor
Source: RefSeq, a predicted model, not a curated record
AUUGAACGAAAUUGAAGCCUAAAAGUUUUGGGGCCGAGCCAAAACCUUACCCUGCCAGCUACGACGACCGAGCAUCAGCGAAGAGAUGGCGGUCUGUUCCACCGCUGCCGCAGCGCUGCCCACCGCCGGCAUCCACCCUCUUCUAGCCUCCCCCGGCUUCUCCCAGCUUUCCUCCCUCCGCUCUCUGCACGUCGCGUCGUUUCGUCUCCCCGUGGCUGGCAUCGGCCGACUCACCGCAUUCCCGCGACGCCGCCUCCUUCCGAGGAUAGCAGCAAAAAAACAAGCCUUCUCUUCCUUUGAUGAAUUAUUGGAGAAAUCUGAUAAACCUGUCUUGGUAGACUUUUAUGCAACAUGGUGUGGUCCUUGCCAAUUAAUGGGCCCUAUUCUUGAGCAAGUGAGUGAAAAGUUGAAAGACAAAAUCCAAGUGGUCAAGAUUGAUACAGAAAAAUACACCAACAUUGCCGAUCGCUACCAAGUUGAGGCAUUGCCCACAUUCAUUAUUUUCAGAGAUGGGAAGCCAUUUGACCGCUUUGAAGGAGCUAUGACUGCUAACUUGCUUAUCGAACGCAUUGAAGCUGCACUGAAAGUCAACCAAUAGCUAGCUUAUCAACUCUAGAUUGGUCUUCUUGCUAAGUUAUCAGAUCCACGAGGUUGAUAGAGUGAGUUGCAGCAGAAGUAAAGUUUAUAUGUAACAAAGGCAUGACCUUUUGUUGGUGCAUCGAUAGUCCAAUUUGUCUAGCAAUAUUUAGCAUUGUGCCAGAAUUUCGAAGGUUGUGCCAUCGUGUGUUCUGAUGUCUUUCACCUUGUUUGUGCAUUUUGUUCGUUCCAUCAAUAAUACUUGCAAAUGACAUCGUCCCAUAAAAAAAAUUGUUAUGUGGAUAUUACAUAUAUUAAUUUUAACUGCUGUUGAUGACCUGUUUUAAUCCUCA